This is a messenger RNA of Physella acuta, 1541 nucleotides long. Its product is annotated as radial spoke head 1 homolog. Gene Ontology annotation, cellular component: nucleus; motile cilium. The record is from RefSeq and is a predicted model, not a curated record. Lineage: Eukaryota; Metazoa; Mollusca; Gastropoda; Physidae. Gene Ontology annotation, biological process: axoneme assembly; spermatid development.
GUCUUGUAACAGAGAGAUCGUCGGUUUCGUCUUGGUGUAAAGAGCUUGUUUAAGCACCCUGAUACUUAAUUUUUAAAAAAUCAUUUGAAAAUGUCCGACAUUGGAUCAGAAGAGAUGGAUGAGGAGCAGGGCCCAUAUUUAGGUGAAUAUGAAGGUGGUAGGAAUGAAAAGGAAGAGCGCCAUGGUCAAGGAAAGGCAACUCUACCAAACGGGGAUACCUAUGAGGGCAUGUAUGAUGAGGGAAAACGACAUGGAUCUGGGGUGUACAGGUUUAAAAAUGGAGCAAGAUAUAUUGGUGAAUACCUAAAAAAUAAAAAACAUGGGCAAGGAACUUUUAUCUAUCCAGAUGGCUCAAAGUAUGAAGGUAGCUGGGCUGAAGACCAAAGGUCUGGCUUUGGUAAAUAUUAUUACGUGAACGGGGACACGUACGAGGGCGAGUGGCAGAACCAUGUACGUCACGGAAAGGGCACAUAUUUCUACGCAGCCACGGGAUCAAAGUACAGUGGGCUGUGGAACAAUGGGAAAUGGGAGGGACAAGGAGAGUUGAUACACGCUAACCAUAAAUACUCUGGGAUGUUCAAGGAUAACAGACCUGAAGGACGUGGCAAAUAUGUGUUUGAUAUAGGUUGUGAGCAGCACGGCCAGUACGUGAUUGUGCCUCAGCUGAAAGACACCAAGGGUGACGACGACGAGCCGACACCCCCCGUGAUGACUCAAUGGAAGGCUGGCACCAUCACGGCACUCCAUGUUAAAACUCCAGAGGAAAUAGAGGAGGAGAAGAUGCUAGAAGAGGCAGAGAAAGCCAAGGCGCAGUUAGAAGCUGAAGCAAUGGCCAAAGCCGCUGCGGAGGAGCAGGCCAAGAAAGAGGAGGAGGAGAGAGAGGCAGCGGCCAAGGCAGCAGCAGAGGCACCAGAGGAGGCAGCUCCAGUGGAAAAGGAAGAACUGCAAGACACAGAGGAGGGAAAUGUAGAUGGCGCCACAACAGAAGAAGGAGGUGGGGAUGAGACGGGCGGGGAUGGGGAGAACACAGAAGCUCUUACAGAGGAGACAGAAGAUGCAGCGCCCCCUACUGAUGAAUAAAUAAAAUUUAAAAUUUUAGCUAGUGGAAAGACAUUUUUAUGUAAAUGAAUAGCCUUUGUUUGUAUUAAUAAUUGUAAAAAUAAAUAUCUACAUUAUCAUAAUCGUUCUCAUGUUACUUCGUGCUAACAUUCAGACAAAAUUUUGAUAUCUUUUAUUAAAAUUAAUCUUAUAAUACAUGAUAAACAUGUUGUUUUGGAAUGUCAGUUUUUCAGAGACUUUUCUGUUAAAUAUUUUAUAAAAAUUUACUAUUUCAUCAUCCCCCUGUUUUACAUAAAUUCCUUGUUUUGUGUUUGUCUUAUAAUAUAUCAAAUUGUGAGGUUUUAAAUAGACAUGUCAUUUAAAGGGAAAUGUUAUUUAAAGGGAACUAAUUCUAUCUCUAGAAAGAAUAUUCUGACAUGUUCCAGCAUUACUUAUUUUACUGUAUUAAAUUGUAUCAUGAUAUAUAAAUAUUUUCUAGCACA